Molecule: messenger RNA, 474 nt
Organism: Ramularia collo-cygni
Lineage: Eukaryota; Fungi; Ascomycota; Dothideomycetes; Mycosphaerellales; Mycosphaerellaceae
Exons: 2
Coding region: 1-474 (157 amino acids)
Source: RefSeq, a predicted model, not a curated record
AUGAGCCCAGAUGUGUACGCACCGCGGCAUGAUAUCCAACCAGCGAUAGUAGCUGGUCCUUUCCAGGAUUCAGUCCUCAUGCAAUGGAUGAAUCAUGUUGAUGUACGACAGGCGAUUUAUCCAACAGACGAUUUAAUGGCCAAAGCCAUCCAAUUGAAAACUCUGCUUGGACAUUUGCGGCCGGAUCGGAGAUCCAGUGAUGUUUCUCUGCAUUUCAAGUCGUUUUCACAGGGGGACUGGUAUCGAUAUGCUGGCCGUCGGCCCAUGACGAACUCAACUUUCAAGACGCCCGGCUGGCAACGCGCUGCGCGUCGUGAGGCUGUGUGGAAUGAGUACGUCGAGUUUCUCGCAAGACCAGAUCUCGGACAAUCUCCUGAAGUUGUAGUGUGGGAUGCGAAACGACAUGAGCCGUUUGAAGAUUUAGCGAGGGGGAUUGGAGGGAAGCUAAAUAAUCCGGACUUUGUUCACUUGUAG